AUGGCGACGGACCCCAAGAUUGCCGCGCAAUACAAGUACUCGGCGAUGUCCAACCUGGUUCUCCAGGCGGACCGCCGAUUCAUCACCCGCCGCAACGACGAGCCGACCGGUGAUCCCGAGUCUCUCGCCGGGCGCAUCAGCGUCAGGGAUAUGGGAUCGAGAGUGUCUCGCGAUACUGCUCCCAAGAGCAAGAAAAUGCAGGUGGGACCAGCAGAUAUCGAGCGUGGCGCGAUCGGGGAAGGCGAAGAUGUGCUGGAACGAGAACAGCGCAAACGCAAGAGGGGCGAGCAAGGCCAGCUUCGCGGCACAGGGAUCCUGUCCGCCGCCGAUAUGCUCAUCGAGGGUCUGAAAUACCGCCCCAAAACUCCAGCUACGCGAGCGACGUACGAUCUUAUCCUGACGAUGACGGCCAACCAUCUUGGCGAUGUCUCCCACGAAGUCGUGCGAAGCGCCGCCGACGCCAUUCUCGAAACGUUAAAAGAUGAGAACAUGAAGGACUUCGAUAAGAAGAAGGAGAUCGACGAUUUGCUAGGGACCACGAUGAGCCCCAAGGAAUUCAACGAACUCGUCAAUCUGGGCAAGAAGAUUACAGACUACGAUGCUCAGGAUGAGGACGAGCAUAUGGAAGACGGCGCUGGUGCCGAAAAUGAGCAGGAACUCGACGAGAAACAAGGUGUUGCCGUCGUGUUUGACGAGUCAGACGAAGAGGAGGACGGGAUACGAAGAGUUGAUGAAGUGAGGGAUGAGGAUGAAAUGUCGGAUGAGGAGGAUGCGGCGUCAGACGCCGAGGACAGAGCUGAGGAAGCCGCCGCGGAUGCCGAGGAGAGCGCUGACAUGAAGGACGUCGAAGGUGAAGAGAUGAUCCUUGAUGCCGGCGCCGAAGCCGACAAAGAACGGGCCGCCGCAAAGAACAUUAUCCCAGCUCGCGAGAUUGAUGCGUACUGGCUGCAGCGUCAGGUUGGCUCGGCUUUCCCUGACGCGCACAUUCAAAACGAAAAAUCUCGCUCUGCUCUGGACAUUCUCGCGGGCAAGGCUGAGGAUGGUACCGACAGGCCUCUUCGUGACAUCGAGAACGACUUGAUGGAGCUGUUUGAUUACGAGCACCCUGACCUGGUGGCGAAGUUCGUUACCAACAGAGAGAAGAUCGUCUGGGUGACGCGCUGGAGGAGGGUCGCCGAAGAUGCGGACGCUCGCGCUCAGGUCGAGAAGGAAAUGAUAGAGGCCGGACACCGCGCAAUCCUCGACGAAAUUCGUGGCCGAGCUGCUCCCAGAGAAGAGGGAGAGCGGCCGGGCAAGAAGAUGAAGAUGGACCUGAUGGAUAUCGACAUUCCCUCCGGACCCAAGGAAGAGGAAAAGCCCAAGGAGGCAGGAGUCGCGGGAGGCCUGCAGCCGAAGAGGCUCAUCAAUCUGGAGAACCUCGUCUUCGAACAGGGCAAUCAUCUCAUGACAAACCCCAAUGUGAAGCUCCCUCAAGGCUCGACCAAGCGUACCUUCAAGGGCUAUGAAGAGAUCCAUGUGCCCGCUCCUAAGCCCAAGAGAGACCCCAGCGAGAAGAAUAUCCCGACUACUGAGCUCCCGGAAUGGGCGCGUGUUGGUUUUGGGUCCUCCAAGGAACUGAACCGCAUUCAGUCGAAAUGUUUCCCGGUCGCGUUCCAUGAAGAUGGGAACAUGCUCGUCUGCGCCCCCACCGGCUCCGGAAAGACUAAUGUGGCGAUGCUUGCCAUCUUGCGCGAGAUUGGCAAGAACCGAAACCCGGAAACUGGAGAAAUCAUGCUCGAUGAUUUCAAGAUCGUAUAUAUUGCUCCGCUGAAGGCUCUGGUCCAGGAGCAAGUCGGGAACUUUGGCAAGCGAUUGGAGCCCUACGGCAUCAGGGUCUCUGAGCUGACGGGUGAUCGCCAGCUCACGAAACAACAAAUUGCGGACACCCAGAUCAUCGUCACGACGCCUGAGAAGUGGGAUAUUAUCACUAGGAAGGCCACGGACACCAGCUACACGAGGCUUGUUCGUCUGAUUGUCAUUGACGAGAUCCAUCUUCUUCACGAUGACCGCGGUCCUGUGAUCGAGAGCAUUGUCAGUCGCACCAUUCGCCGAGUGGAACAGACCGGAGAGCCAGUGCGGAUUGUCGGACUGAGCGCCACUCUUCCAAACUACCGCGAUGUCGCCAGCUUCUUACGUGUAGAUCCUACCAGGGCACUGUUCCACUUCGACGGAUCCUACCGGCCAUGCCCGUUGAAGCAGGAGUUCAUUGGUGUCACUGAUAAGAAGGCGAUCAAGCAGCUCAAGACCAUGAACGACGUCUGCUACAACAAGGUUCUCGAGCAAGUUGGUCAACACAGAAACCAGAUGCUUAUUUUCGUCCACUCGAGGAAAGAGACGGCCAAGACUGCCCGGUAUAUCCGGGACAAGGCUGUCGAGAUGGAGACGAUCGGCCAGAUUCUACGGAGUGAUGCUGCCAGCAGAGCUAUCUUGGCCGAAGAGGCAGAGUCUGUGGACGACCCUAACUUGAAAGAUCUCCUUCCCUACGGGUUUGGUAUCCACCAUGCCGGCAUGAGUCUGGCGGACCGUGAUUCCGUGCAGGCGCUAUUCGCUGAUGGCAGCAUCCAGGUCCUCGUUUGUACUGCGACUCUGGCAUGGGGUGUUAACCUUCCUGCCCAUACCGUCAUUAUCAAGGGAACGCAGGUCUAUUCUCCCGAGAAAGGUAGCUGGGUCGAGUUGAGUCCUCAGGAUGUCCUUCAAAUGCUGGGCAGAGCCGGUCGACCUCAGUAUGAUACUUUCGGCGAAGGCAUCAUCAUCACGUCGCAGAGCGAGCUGCAGUACUACCUCUCUCUCCUCAACCAGCAACUUCCGAUCGAGAGUCAGUUUGUGAGCAAGCUCGCUGACAAUCUCAACGCCGAAAUUGUCCUCGGCAAUGUCCGCAAUCGUGAGGAAGGCGUGGAGUGGCUUGGCUACACCUACCUGUUCGUUCGGAUGCUUCGUUCUCCAGGCCUCUAUAGUGUCGGCGCUGAUUACGCGGACGACGAGGCUCUUGUACAAAAGCGGGUCGACCUCAUCCAUUCAGCUGCCACGGUUCUGGACAAGGCCGGGCUGGUCAAAUACGACAGGAAGACGGGAAAGCUGCAAUCUACCGAGCUUGGCCGACGAAAGCUGGAGCUGGCCAAGUUACUUGGCCGCGUCCCUAUCCCAGUCAAGGAGGGCAUCGAAGAACCCCAUGCGAAGAUCAAUGUCCUCCUGCAGGCAUUCAUAUCUCGGCUGAAACUGGAAGGUCUCGCCCUGAUGGCGGAUAUGGUCUACGUCACCCAAUCCGCCGGCCGCAUUCUCCGAGGAAUCUUCGAAAUCUGCUUGAAGAGAGGCUGGUCUGUUGCGAAGACAGCGCUGGAUCUUUGUAAGAUGGCGGAGAAGCGUAUGUGGCCGACGAUGACACCGCUUCGCCAGUUUCCUUCGUGUCCUCGGGAUAUUGUGCAAAAGGCGGAAAGAAUCGAUGUUCCUUGGUCCAGCUACUUUGACAUUGACCCCCGCGCAUGGGUGAACUCCUUGGCCCAGGUUCAGCCUAUGACCCGGUCCAUGCUUCGUGUCGAGCUGACCAUCACGCCCAACUUUGUGUGGGACGAGAACCUGCACGGUGUCGCCGAAACCUUCUGGAUCAUCGUGGAAGACUGCGACGGCGAGGAGAUCCUGUUCCACGACCAGUUCAUCCUGCGACAGGAAUAUGCGCAGGGCGAGAUGACCGAGCAUCUGGUCGAGUUCACUGUGCCCAUCACUGAGCCGAUGCCUCCUAAUUACUUCAUUUCUCUGGUGUCGGACCGCUGGAUGCAUGCUGAGACGAAGAUUGCAGUUUCUUUCCAGAAACUGAUCCUGCCGGAACGCUUCCCGCCCCAUACGCCGCUGCUUGACAUGCAGCGGGUUCCCGUUAAGGCGCUCAAACGCGAAGAGUUCCAGCAGCUGUAUCCAGACUGGGAGUAUUUCAACAAGGUGCAGACGCAGGUCUUCAAGUCGCUUUUCGACACGAAUGACAAUGUCUUUGUCGGCGCUCCAACCGGAAGUGGCAAGACCGUCUGUGCCGAGUUUGCUCUUCUGCGUCACUGGUCGCAGGAGAAUCGGGGUCGAGCCGUCUACAUCGCUCCGUUCCAAGAACUCCUCGAUCAGAGAUAUGCUGACUGGCAGAAGCGGCUCAGCAAUCUCGCGGGCGGCAAGACCAUUGUCAAACUGACCGGCGAGACGACAGCGGAUUUGAAGCUCCUCGACAGGGCGGACCUGGUCUUGGCCACCCCGGUGCAGUGGGAUGUGCUUUCUCGACAGUGGCAGAGACGGAAGAACGUACAGACUGUGCAGCUGUUCAUUGCUGAUGAGCUGCACAUGCUCGGAGGUCUCGGCGGAUUCGUCUAUGAGAUCGUCGUGUCGCGCAUGCACUACAUUGCUUUGCAGACCGAGAAUGACAUGCGCAUCGUCGGGCUGAGCGUUCCUCUUUCGAACGCCCGGGACAUAGGCGAGUGGAUUGGUGCCAACAAGCAUACCAUCUACAAUUUCAGCCCUCACGUGCGGCCGGUGCCUCUUGAGCUCCAUAUCCAAUCCUUCAAUAUUCCUCACUUCCCGUCUCUGAUGCUGGCCAUGGCCAAGCCCACUUAUCACUCGAUCUUGCAGCUCUCGCCCGACAAGCCUGCCUUGGUGUUCGUGCCCAACCGUAAACAGACCCGUUCCACGGCCAUAGACCUCCUGGGUGCCUGUGUUGCGGAUGACAAUGAGGAUCGGUUCUUGCACGCGGACGUUGAGGAGAUUAUGCCUCUGUUGGACCGAAUCCACGAGAGGACGCUGGCGGAGUCUAUCUCCCACGGCAUUGGCUACUAUCAUGAGGCCCUGAGCACCAACGACAAGCGUAUCGUGUCUCACUUGUUCAAGAUCGGCGCGAUCCAGGUCAUGUUGGCGUCCCGUGAUGUGUGCUGGGAGAUCGACUUGACCGCUCACCUGGUCAUCAUCAUGGGCACGCAAUUCUACGAGGGUCGUGAGCACCGCUACAUCGACUAUCCGAUCAGUGAGAUCCUGCAGAUGUUUGGCAGAGCGUCGCGACCUGGUCAGGACAAGAUUGGAAAGGGCGUGCUGAUGGUGCCUCAAGUGAAGCGUGAUUACUACAAGAAGUUCCUCAACGAAGCGCUUCCGAUCGAAAGUAACCUGCAGAUUUAUCUGCACGACGCCUUUGUCACCGAAAUCAGCACCAAGACCAUUGCCUCGACGCAGGAUGCUGUCGACUGGAUGACAUACACGUACUUCUACCGACGUCUCCUUGCCAACCCGAGCUUCUACGGUCUCAGCGAUGUCAGCCACGAGGGAUUGAGCACGUUCUUGUCAGAACUCGUCGAGAACACGCUUAAGGAGCUGUCAGAAGCCAAGAUCAUCGACCUCGACGAGGAAGACGACAGCGUUUCCCCGUUGAACGCGGCCAUGAUUGCGGCUUACUACAACAUCUCGUUUAUCACGAUGCAGACCUUCUUGCUGUCUUUGAGCUCUCGAACCAAGCUGAAGGGCAUCUUGGAGAUCGUCACGUCCGCGACAGAGUUCGAAAAUAUCCAGAUGCGGCGACACGAGGAACACAUCCUGCGUCGUGUGUACGACCGUGUCCCUGUCAAGAUGGCACAACCAGCCUACGACUCUCCGCACUUCAAGGCUUUUGUGCUGCUGCAGGCUCACUUCUCGCGGAUGCAGUUGCCAGUGGACCUGGCGAAAGACCAGGAGGUCAUUGUCAGCAAGGUGCUCAAUCUGCUCAGCGCGUGUGUGGAUGUGCUGUCGUCUGAAGGUCACCUCAAUGCGAUGAACGCGAUGGAGAUGUCUCAGAUGGUUGUCCAGGCCAUGUGGGACCGCGACAGCCCGCUGAAGCAGAUCCCUCAUUUCACGCCCGAGGUCAUCAAGGUGGCGAACGAAUUCGGUAUCAACGACAUCUUUGAGUUUAUGGAGGCAAUGGAUCCGUCGGAGAACAAGGACUACCAGACACUCGUCAAGCGCUUGGGCCUGGACAACAAGCAGCUGGCACAGGCGGCCGCGUUCACGAACGACAAGUACCCGAACAUCGAUCUGGACUUCCAGGUGGAAGAUCCGGAGAACAUCACGGCGGGCGAGCCUGCAUACCUGAAAAUUAAAGUGGAGCGGGAAGUUGAGGAAGACGAGGAGCCCGACACGACGGUGCACGCGCCGUUCUACCCAGGCAAGAAGAUGGAGAACUGGUGGCUGGUAGUCGGCGAGGAGAAGACGAAGAGCCUGUUGGCGAUCAAGCGGGUGACGAUAUCGCGGAAGCUGGAGAUGCGUCUGGAAUACGUGGUGCCGACACCGGGCGAGCACGAGCUGACGCUGUAUCUGAUGAGCGACAGCUAUGUGGGCGUUGACCAGGCGCCGACGUUUACCGUGACGGCGGCGGAAGGCAUGGAGGAGAGUGAGGAGGAGGAGUAA
Molecule: messenger RNA, 6432 nt
Organism: Rasamsonia emersonii CBS 393.64
Lineage: Eukaryota; Fungi; Ascomycota; Eurotiomycetes; Eurotiales; Trichocomaceae
Product: Pre-mRNA splicing helicase
Exons: 3
Coding region: 1-6432 (2143 amino acids)
Cellular component (GO): nucleus
Molecular function (GO): ATP hydrolysis activity; ATP binding; nucleic acid binding
Source: RefSeq, a predicted model, not a curated record